AUGAACCUUUUUUUUUUCUCUUCUCAAGAAGUCCAUAAAUCUGAACUUGAUAUUGCUUGAGCUACUACUAGAGCUCUAAGAUAAGCUUCCAUUCUUCAGCAUUACUUGACUUAUGCUAUCUUCUUUCUUUGAAUGCAGAAUUGAUAGCUUGAAACUUCAAGUCUAAUGACUGAUGGAAACUGAGCGAAAAUGUCGAUUAAAAAAAAAUUAAAUAAAAAAAAACUUCGCAUUGCAAAAUGCUUCCCCGAUCAAUGGGAUAAGAGUGAAAAGACAGAGGUAAGGACCUCAUCCAAGUAACAGCUAUCAAACAAAAAUAAAAACGUCUUCAUUGCUUCUUUGACGCUGUUGUUACUUAAUCUGUUCCUGAUAUGUUUUUUUUUUUUUUAAAUAAACACAGGCUGGUCUAGUCUAUCGUAGUUCGAUAGCACCUCCGAGCUUACAUAAACCCUCCGUUUUAAAUACAAUUACUAGCACUUCUCAUAAUCUGCGUCUGAUCACGACAAGACAUCCUUAUUUUCUUUCUUCGGAAUAAAAACGAAUCUUCGAAUAUUUAACAGACUCAGUCAACUGUAGUUACAUUGUGAUCUAAUCUUAGAGACCACAUUGCAAAGUCAGUACUCUUUAGGAACCUAAUUAGGCACUUAACUUCACUGCCUUAUAAAUUUCAAAAGUAUGAAAAAUGUUCCUCUGCCAUUUUGUUGCUAAAAGCUUUCUACACCUUCUGGAAAAGCACUACGUGAAGGCUGAUAAUGGCCGUCAGUCUGACCACUCCCUUUUCCACUGCCAUCUACUUACGUCAUGACGUUAAUUGAAUUAGCCAAUAAACGACGUUUACACGUUUCUACGUUACAGCUCCCAUCUCGAGCCAACUGCUGUUAGUAUGACCAAAAAUGGUUACUUGGAAUAUAUUUUUAAAAAGCAAGAUAACCGCUAGACAAAUGCUAAACAUGACAGCUAAAAAAAAAAACAACUGUUGCGGAAUAACUGACAAUGAUAGCACGAAUUUAUACAUUUGGCUGGCUAAGCCUAGCGUUAGCUCAACAGCCCUCGGCAAAAAAACAAAAAAGAAUCAGGCCUUUGUUCUGACUCAGUAGAAUUUGUGUUUAUCUUCUACAAUCUUAAUCAUUUGCAAUAAAGCAGUACUAAAAAGCGUUUAACAAACCGAAAACACGUUACAUCUACAGAUUUAAAGUACUUGCAUUAAAAUAAUGAUCAAUAAUGCUCAAGACGCUAAAAUUAAACUUGUCGCAAACAUUAGACUAGAUAGAGCAAGGCUAUACAGCUUCGAAAACAAAACCCGAACUUCAAAAGAUCAAAAAAGGAGGAAAAAAAACAAGAUACGGUCAACCUGCAACGCCCAACCACAAGACGGAAAAGCAUCAGCGCGGUGUAAGUUGCGACAGCGUCACCAGCGCUAUUUAUAUUGUUAUAGUGAUACGGCUACAAGAAAAUGUGGUACUCAUCCGCUAAAGUAGUCCCCUUUUUUAAACAAAAACAAACCCAUGUAUUUGUUUAUUUUAGCUUUAGAUUGAAAAUAACACACGAACCAGUGUCCGUGAAUAAACGCAGUACUGUUGAAUUCGGUAAUGAGGCACAAAUAAUUCAGAUUUCUAUUCUUAGAAGCCUUCUAAUAAUCGUUGCAAAUAACACGUUGUUUGGGUGUUUCUGGUUAAUUUAAACUUAAUUUCACCAUUUGCCAACACACGAGUGACAAAACAGCGAGGUAUACUGUAACAAAAAAUUAACCUUUUUAAUAAUCCUACUAAAAACUAACGGUCACAACAGCUGACGUCACGGGAAAUGGUGCGCGGACUAAUAUUUUUUUAGCUGUAACAAGGCCCCGCAAACCGGAUCAAACUAGAACGUAGCGGAGUUGUCGGAUCUACUUGCUUUUUACUGCAGUGACAUGCUGUUUUUUUUUUUUAUUGAAUAACAAAAGAAAACAGCUAGCUCAUCUCCUUUAACUUCGAUGUCCAAUGUACAAUAAAGGUUUUCUUUUUGUGUAAGAUUUAGAAGCUACUGUAAAAAGCUGAUGGUGUUUACAGUCUUUUUUUUUAAAUCAAAUGUAUAGUGUGCUUUCACAGUUCAUGAAUUUCCACGUCAUAGUUUGUACGAUGUUAAACUUGAUUUUUAAUUCAGACAUUAAUGUUAUUAUAGGCUGAAAAGUGUACGCGAUAAAUCCAGAAACGUCUAGAAACAACCAGAGCCUUAAAAUGUGUUGCUGGAGGAAAGGUGGAAAAUUACUAGAUCCAAGCAGUAGUUCCCGAUGUUUACCAGCAGAGGGUGCGUGCAGUUAGUCACGUACCUCGGAUAACAAUGGGAUCACCAUGUUCCUCACACGUGUUUACAUUAACAGGACUGCUUUUUAGCAUUGACUAUAUCAAUGCUAUAUCAAGUCUGGGCAACUUUCCUUAAGCAGCUAUGUUUAUUAUGAUGGCAAGCCACUGAUCAGCAACAAUCCAGAGUGGGGAGCUGUCCUCUGGCUACUUUCAGGCCCCCUCCCGAAUCCGAAUGAAUUGAUCUCUUUCAGAGUUGCCACAAAGGGUGCAGUCAAUGCAAUGCAGCGAUUUGAAAACCCCUGCAUUAUCAUUCAAGUGAUAAUCAAGGAAAACAAAGCUUUUCCAAAGGGUGAUCGGGACCUUGAUGUGAUUAACUUGACUGACCCUCCCAGAAGAAUAAACUGUGGAAAUAAACAGAAAGCCAGUGGAAAUGGAGGUUAUAUGGGUGUUAGAGGAUGAGCUGUGAAAUUUUUAUAAUGAGCAGACGUCAGUCCUCAACUAACAGUGUCAUUUUAGAUCACAAUAUUGAUCUUGAUGAAACAGAGUUUGUACAAAAUCAAAUAACAAGCUUUUGUAUAAAGAACAGGAACAUAAAGGGGAAUGCAGCUGAUGAUGAAAAACCCAUCAGUCACACACAGCAAACCAAAUUACCAACCGUAAUUAAAGUGGAUGCCUGCCACAAUAAAAAAUAGUGUGAUACAAUUUCUAAUUGCUCACUACUUCCUGCAAUACCGCUCAUCCCUAGAGAAUGUAAUUACAAAGGAGUCAGUGGAAAGGUUGCAGGAAACCUCUUAAAAUCAAUGAGGUAGCAUUGUGCAGUUCAAUAGCUUAGAUAUCUAACCCUUAGAUGUGCUUUUUGUAUAUUUAUAAAAAGAAUGAUAGUGAAAACAAAGUAAUAAUAAAUAUUGGUACUUUGUAAUAGGAUAGAUGCCUGAAAUUGGCCCACAGGGCAGAACAAACAUAUGGACAAAUCCCAUUCUGCAAAAAAGCAGAAAAAAGAACAAAAACUGGCGGUUUAAAUGAGCCCAGUUAUAGAUUGUGUUCCACAGGGUUUGAUUCAUUUGUCUGUGAAUGAGGACAAAGGUCAUGCUCUUUCAGUUUGUUCAAUGAGCACCCAGCUGUUAGCACAUCAGAAGUGAUGCAAAGUCAAAACACCACCUAGGAAUUCAUACAGUCCUGCACACAAGCCAUGAUUCCAUUAGUCUGCAGCCAGACCCUGAGGAAGACAAACAUAGUCAUGCAAGUCCUUUAACAGAAGAUAUAAUUACUAAAGAGACUUUUAAGGACUGAACUUCUUUUUAGCUAGAUUAGAAAUUAAUUUGCAUGCUUUGGUAAUUUUUCAUCUUCAGAAUGAUUGCAUUCGUCAGUAAGAUUGUUCUUUGUAACUGACAUCGAGAGAUAAGUUGUAGCUUUACAGAGGAAAAAGAGCAGAGUACCAACACGGAUCACCCUCAGCGCCACCAGUGCAGUCAUCCCAACCAGGACCCCAUCGACAGACUACCACCAGGAAAGCGAGAGGUCAUGGAGAAGUAUUUUAAACCGGUUCAGAGCCCAGCUGAGCUGGAUGAGCUCAAGCCACGGAAAAUCCACCAUCAUCGCCACCAUCACCUUCACCAUAGCCAAGACACUCAGUCACACAGGUACUCAAAGUUUGAUGACACUGACAGGAACACAGAUGACAGCCGAGGACAGCCUCGCCACCAUCAGCACAGUCACUAUCUCCAUGAAAGCCCUCGCCACGAUGCUCACUAUCGCCGUCAGUUUCACCACAGUGAAGAGGAUGAGAUCAUUUACGACCAUGACACCCCUGUAACUCUCUCAAGGGCUUCCUCUUCUUCCCUCUCAUCCUCAUCCUCUUCCUCCUGGUACACAGAGUCAAGCGCAAAUGAUCCUUUCACUCUUUCCCAUGCUGAGCGCCCACAGCAUUCUCUGUCCUGCUCCAAUAUCCCAGAUGUGCGCAUAGGUUUCCGGGAAGAUGAAUGCAGUGAGCCCAUUGUCUUCGCUACCGUCAAACACAGCAAAAAAGGCAAGCUGCUUCAUGAAAGCUCACAGCAAAGAGGGAACACUGGCUUUUCUGCUCUUGACAGAGGUCACAGUCGAAGCGAUGAAGCCUUUUUUCAGAGUAAUGAUAGUGGUGGAAGAGAACAAUCUAAGCAAAAUAACUAUGGGCCUUUGUAUAAGUCAGCUAGUUUGAACCGAUGUCUGGCUUUCAGUGAGGAAAACAUUCUUUUAGGGGUCUCCGGUGCCCCCAAGAGAGCAGUAUCUUCAAACCAGCUACCCAGCAAAGGGAUCCUCAAGAAGAAGGAGACUGAUACUGACAUUCGUAAGUCUAAAUCAAUGGAGGUGUUGUCCCCAAGAGUUGCUAAAGAACAACGUCCUGGGCAGAAGGGUAAAGAAAUUACUCAAGCUAAUACAGAGCAAGCCAGGGCCAAUUUUCUGCAGGAGAAAUUACAGUUCUCUGCGUUUCUAGAUGAGAUUACAAAGAGCGUUAUAAGUCCAUCGUAUCUCACCAGCUUGGGUGUUAAUAAUAAUAAUAAAACUCCUGCAAAAACAUCUGCCUCAGCCCCCACAUCUAACCCAGUUAAGCCUCAGCUCCCACCAAAAAAAACCAGAAAAGCCCCAGAGGAGAAGACGGGUCAGCAUCCCAAACUGGCCAGCAGACAGGAGAAAGCACCUUUUAGUAGUUCUCGAAAACACUCAGACUGCUCCAAUCCUGACAAACUGAUUUCAUAUGCCAUGAGGAACCACCACGGUAGCCCACCGCCUCGUCACCACCCGCACUCUGCCAGCCAAAGCCCACAGCACGGAAGCAACCGUAAGGACAGGAGGCCUACAUCAGGAGACAGAUUUGGCAGAGGUGGCCCUCACCUCACCGAUGAAACUAGCACCAGCCCUGAAACCAGUCAGUCCAAACAACUCCACCACCACCACCACCACCAAAAACAGCAGCAUAGCCAGCAUCCACAUAACCAGCACUUCCACCAACAGUCCUAUCUAGACUCUGGUCACCAAGAACCGAGCAACUCGCCUCCAACUUCAGCCCAAGGUGCAGAGGCAGGGGUCGGAUCUGAGUCUUCAUCCACAAAAUCAGAUUCAUCCAGGGCCAGGGACACAACCUCCACAGCUACCAGCCACAGCUCAGAUCAGAGUGGUCGACAUCAGCCACAACAUGCUGGGCACUCUCAGCAGCACAGGGAUGUGCUGUGUGAGGCUGACCAUCUUCAGGCACUGCAGGAGGAGAAUGCCGAUCUCCACCAGAACUUGCUGCAGACAGUGGUUUGCAUUGAGAGCCUGGAGGCAGAGCUGCAGAGGACCAGAGACGAGCUCAGUCAUGUCAAGGAGAAAUACAAAAGCCUUCUGCAAACACAUACUGGGACCAAGCAGGCCAAUAACUUGCUGGGGGAGCACCUGCACAUAGCGUCCGAGAGCUUGAGCAGUGAAAGGAAGUACUUGCUUAAUCGUGUGUCCAACCUGAGCUCAGAGCUGGAAGACGCCCACAGGACCAUUGCAGCCCUGGAGAACAUUAAUGUGCCAUGCUUGAUAAAGGAACUACUGGAGAAGCAUUUUGAUUCCGCUGAGGCUGUACAGAAGUUUCUCACAACCUCUGCUGCAAACAGCCAUUCUGCCACCUCUCAGCAAACAGAUGGCCAGCCCCACCCUCCUAAAGCAGACAAAGCAGCACAUGAUUGGCUGACUAAACCAGAGGCAGGUCCACAGAGGGUCACAGCUUUCACACCCUUUAAACAGAGUGUACCAGCAACAGGAAAUGAGUGCGGCCUCUCGGGUCAGCAUGAGCCGAGCCACAGCCUGCCUUUCUCUGUGGCUGAGAUCAGCACUGCUAUCUAUAAGAAAAUGGCUGCCAGUUAUGCUGCCAGGCCACAGCCUAUCUACCCCCAAAGCCAACAGCAGUUCUCUUUGGCCACUAAUCAUGCUGACACCCUUCCAGACCUCAGGCAGGGCCAUGUAGCUAGUGAUAACUGGGCCGGGAAGGAAGAGUUAAAGGUAACUCUUUUGGAGCAGGACACUGAUGAUGUGAACUCUGUGUCAGCCCAGCAGAUCCUGGAUGAUUUCAUGCAGCACCUGCAGUUACACAAGGAGGCUGGUGAAAGGAAGGAGCAACAGAGUGGGCAGAAGUGUAGGGCAGAAGUAACAGAGUGAUAAUGCCACAGGCACAGUGGACGCUCAUCUUAAUGCUUCGAAAUGUGCAUUUAUUCAUGUGUCUCAUGAAUAUCUGUCAGAUGGAAAUACUGUAUUUUGAAAAUGCUGUGGUUAAGAAAACUUGAACAUUAUGUUAUUUUAGGCUAUCUGUGAGCAACAAAGGAGGGCUUUGCAUAAUAGUCAGAAGAUUUUCAUACACAAAAAGAAAGAAAGAGCCACAGCUACAUAAAAAACGGAGAAAAAUGGCAGUAAAAUAACAAAAUAACCAUUUAUUUUAUUAAAAAUAUGCUUUAUGUAUAAGUUCUGUAGUAUUAAUUUACUGUCUAUUUUUUUUUACCUUUUAGUUUUCUUCCAAAUUGAUAGUGCAGGCAAAAGGUCAUGGGGGUAGCUGGAGCCUUUCCUAGCAGAUAGGUCACCAGUCUGACGUAGCACUGACACAGAGAGACAACUAGGGCCAGUUUAGAAUCACCAGUUCACCUAACGCCACUAAUUGCACAUCGAACCUUCUCGCUAACCACCUCGUCACCAUGCUGCCCACUUUAUACAGACUACAGAAGCGCUUAAUUGUCUCUGAUAAUAGAUUAUUGACACUGAUGGGAUCAAAUGCGAUCACUUUUAACAAAUUUAAAAAACAGUGAAAGACUGGGAAUUUAAAAGCCGGAUACCUCAAGGCCUUCUGCUGAGUCAACAAUGAAACUAUAUUCAGUGAAUGACUUUGAGUGACAUCGAGAAAACAACAUGAUUAAGGAAGCUAAUGCCCUUUUGGAACCCGCUUAAGUCUCGAGUCAAGGCAUCUCUUUCUUAAAGCAGCAGGUUAUUGUACCAUCAGUGUCACUGGAGACUGUUUUAAUCUACAUUUGUUCAUAAUAAUUAAACCAGACUCAGUUGUUCGUGUUUCUGCUAUAUAUUUGUGUAAAAAUAACUCUUCAGGGACUGCUUUGGAUUUUUCAAACAGUCUAAAUAGCCCUCAUGUGAAAACCUCUUAAAAUUAAUAAGUGUACAAUGAAAAAUACUAUUUUGAGUUUACUGUGCAUUGAUUGGUUUGUGUAAAUGUCCAGAGAUUCAGUGUAAAGGUCUUUAAAUCAUAAAAAGAAAGUCAAAUAUUAUGAUUCAGAAAUGUUUUCUUUGUACUAUUGCAAGGUCUUUACCUUACAAUGUAAAGUGCCUUGAGGCAACUGUUGUUGUGCUUUGGCACUAUAUGAAUAAAAUUGGAUUGAAUGGAAUUGUUGACUUGGGAAAAUCCUUUCAAGCUGAUGUAACUGACAAAUGUGUACAGUUAAAAUACAAAGACAGCUAUUGUGAUGGUGUUGAUAAGCUUAACAGCACGUGUACACCUGGAAUCGAUGUGUUCCUUUAAUUCUGUGCUUAGCAUUCUUCUGGUAUUAAUGUUGUUUUAAUCUAAAUCUCUCUCUACAUUUUGUCAUUAAAAAUACUUCUUCUUUGUGUAUUUGUAUCUAUUCUACCAAUAAAGAUAGUUUUGUUGAUGCAGUA
Haplochromis burtoni (Burton's mouthbrooder) is the source of this 7928-nucleotide messenger RNA. RefSeq names its product probable serine/threonine-protein kinase DDB_G0282963. NCBI's taxonomy places the organism in Eukaryota, Metazoa, Chordata, Actinopteri, Cichliformes, Cichlidae. The transcript is spliced from 7 exons. Bases 3801 to 6437 code for a protein of 878 amino acids. The record is from RefSeq and is a predicted model, not a curated record.